Messenger RNA from Linum trigynum, 1227 nucleotides. The record is from the annotation of a GenBank genome assembly. NCBI's taxonomy places the organism in Eukaryota, Viridiplantae, Streptophyta, Magnoliopsida, Malpighiales, Linaceae.
CACUCUUUCUCAGAGCUUAAAUCGCAUUCUCUCAAAAUUCAAUUGUUAUCGUCUCUCAAAAUAGAAAUAUGAUAGGCAAGAGAGGACCUAAUUGGCGUCCGAAUGAAGAUGAAAUCUUGUGCAGAGCUUGGGUGUCGAUAUCAGAAGAUGGAGCGGUUAGCACCAACCAGAAGUCUACAAGGUUGUGGGACAGAGUGGCGGCAGAACAUCAAAAAUGGGAUCCUACUACAACUCGUACUGAUAUUGCAAUGGAAUCCCGAAUGAGGAUUAUUAGCUAUCACUGCAAUGCUUGGAAGGGAGUUUUGCAAAGAGCACAAAGGCAUAAAUCGAGUGGCACGAACCAGUUUGAUGUGGAAAAGGAUGCAAGAGCAAUAUAUACGCAAGAGAAUGGGAACAAGGCUUUUGAUUUUGAGCAUUGUUUUGACAUUCUUCGAAAUUGUCCAAAAUGGUACUGCAAUCCUAAACUGCUUGUUAGUCCCAUUCCACCUACGGGGCAAGGUUCCCAAAGUUCUCCCACAGGUUUUGGUUCUCAAUCAUCUCCCGUGGAAGGCCUUGAUGACUUACCAGAUGAAGGAGCUACGCCUUUCGUGUUGACUCGCCCUGAAGGACGCGACAAACAAAAGGCAGCAAAGAAGAAAGGUAAGGUAGUUGCUGAAUCGUCAGACAUAUACACUAGUCAACUGCUAGAGUUUGGUAAUGAUAUGAGAGAGAGGCAAAAGUCGUGGAUGGAGUACGAAAACAGAAAAAUGAAUGUUCAAGAGAGGAGACUAGAGCAGGAGAAAGAGGAAUGGGCAUACAAGAGGCAAGUGAGGGAGCGUGAAGCGGAAAAGUGGGCUAUGGAGAAGAAAGAGAGGGAAGCUGCAAUACUUCAACAAAAUGUGGCUAUUCUGGAGAAGGAUUUGUCAAAGAUGACACCAAGAAAGAAGAGAUUUUGGAGGCGUAAACAAAAUGACAUUUAUGGGUACGAUCAAGAUGAUCCCAACUCUUAUCCAAGUGAUGGGGAGAUGGAGAUGCAAGUGGUGGAGGAGAUGGAGAUGAAAGUGGUGGAGGAGAUGGAGAUUACUUUACUGUCAUGGAUUUAUAAUUAGAAGAAGGUCCUAUGUGUACUAUAUUGUCUUUACUGCUUUAAUGUGUUGUGUGUUCUCUUUCAACUUUGUUGUUUUCAUGUGUCAUGUGUACUCUUUGAACUUUGAGCAAUUCCAUGUGUAAUAAAAACAAGUGUUAUUG